Messenger RNA from Limulus polyphemus (Atlantic horseshoe crab), 2614 nucleotides. It is a transcript of the gene CaMKI, whose product is annotated as calcium/calmodulin-dependent protein kinase type 1-like. The transcript has 10 exons. The record is from RefSeq and is a predicted model, not a curated record. Gene Ontology annotation, biological process: protein phosphorylation. NCBI's taxonomy places the organism in Eukaryota, Metazoa, Arthropoda, Merostomata, Xiphosura, Limulidae. Bases 116 to 1216 code for a protein of 366 amino acids. Gene Ontology annotation, molecular function: ATP binding; calcium/calmodulin-dependent protein kinase activity; calmodulin binding.
CGUAUUACACGAAAAGUAAUGGCGAAGCUGUUGAAACGGUAGUGUAACAGGCACUGUAUAAUAUCAGUUAUAGUUCAUUAUUUUGGUUUUGUAGAAUAACAUUUUUUUGAAAAUAAUGCCUCUUUUUGGAAAGAAAGAUCCUCAGCGUAAGAAAGAGAAGGAAAAUGCAAGUGUUGAAGACAGAUAUGAGUUCAAAGAUUUACUCGGCACAGGAGCAUUUUCCCAAGUGGUUCUGGCAGAGAGCAGAGAUGAGCCUGAGAAGCUUGUUGCCAUUAAAUGCAUUGACAAGAAAGCUCUCAAAGGAAAGGAAGACUCCCUUGAGAAUGAAAUAAAAGUUUUAAGGAGGUUAAAGCAUCCAAAUAUUGUUCAGUUAAUUGAGACAUUUGAAGACAAGAGCAAAGUUUAUUUAGUUAUGGAAUUGGUUACAGGAGGAGAAUUAUUUGAUAGAAUAGUAGAGAAAGGAAGCUACACUGAGAAAGAUGCUAGCCAUUUGAUUAAGCAAAUUCUUGAAGCUGUGGAUUAUAUGCAUACCCAAGGUGUUGUACAUAGAGAUCUUAAGCCUGAAAAUUUGCUUUAUUAUAGUCCAGAUGAUGACUCAAAAAUCAUGAUUAGUGAUUUUGGACUGUCUAAAAUGGAAGAUUCAGGAAUAAUGGCCACAGCAUGUGGAACACCUGGAUAUGUAGCUCCAGAAGUACUAGCUCAGAAACCUUAUGGAAAAGCUGUAGAUGUAUGGUCAAUAGGUGUAAUUGCUUAUAUAUUAUUGUGUGGUUAUCCACCUUUCUAUGAUGAAAAUGAUGCUAACCUGUUUGCUCAGAUUCUAAAAGGAGAAUUUGAGUUUGAUUCUCCUUAUUGGGAUGACAUAUCAAACUCAGCAAAGGAUUUUAUCAGUCACCUGAUCUGUGUUGAUGCAGACAAAAGGUUUACCUGCAAAAAAGCAUUGGCUCAUCCAUGGAUUUCAGGAAAUACGGCUAAGGACACCAAUAUCCAUGGAACUGUUAGUGAGCAGUUGAAGAAAAACUUUGCUAAGACAAAAUGGAGGCAAGCAUACAAUGCAACGGCUGUCAUUCGACAGAUGAGAAAACUAGCCAUGAACAGUACGGGAAGCUCCACUGAUUCAGCUAACCACCAGGCUAGUGCCAAAGAUGAUGUCUCAAGCACAACACCAACUAAGAAGAGUCCCAAGGUGACUAUAAACAAUACCUCAGAAAAGAAUUAAACCCUAUUGCAAUUACAAAAUCCUAAAGAUAACAUUUACUGCUAGCAUGUAUACUAGCAGCUGUUUAAUUGGGUGAUUUUGUCCCCUGUCGGGGUGCUCAUUUUCAUAUGUAUUUGUGUUAGCUGCUGUUAGGUUCACAUCGUUGAUGGUUGAAAAAUAUUGGGAGAGAAAAAUAAUGGUUAUUAAAUUGAUGGAUUGAUCCAUGGUUAUAGCAAGGCAGGAAUAUGUCCUCUACAGUUUUUGCUUCCUCCAUAUAUGUGCUGUGGUUGUGUAUUUAAAUGUGUAUUUUUUAUAUUGGUGAAAAUGACACUUUAGUAUUUCUGUUUACUGGUAGUUAUGUUCUGUAUACACAUCUGAAACGUACACACUUACGUAUAAUUCUUCUAUACAUAUGUAUGUGAGAAUAUUCAAUCAAUAAUUGUAUUCUAUGCAGACACUACAGCAAGUUCUUGGUAUACAAAAUAUGUAAAAUGUUUAUUAAAAGUAGACAUAUAAAAGAACAAAUUCAGUAAGGACAUGCUCUGUGUGAGUGAGUUGUACUAAUUUCUUUCUGUACUACUUUAAUUUUUUUUUUCUUGAGUUAUAUAAUCCUGUAAUGUGUUCAUUUACCUUUUCGUAUGACUUUGUUUUUAAGAUUUAUGAUAUUUAAUGUUUUUUUAUCUAUCUGUCUGGUCAAUAAUUAAAGAUGGUUUGUUAGAUAUGGUAGUUGCCAAAGACAAACAUAAUUUAUUUAUGUUGUUUACAGUGCUUUUAUAUAUAUAUAUAUUGUAAUGGUUAUUGAUCUAAUUAUGUUGCACAUCAAACGUGUUUGGUUUUCUGUAUGUCACAGUUUUACAAUCUAUAUUUUUUAUUAUGUAAACAAAAUCUUUUGGUUGUGUUGUAAUCUAAAGUUAGGAUAAUGAAAAUAAUCAUUUCCUUUUUUCUCAGUUUCUUUUUAAUAUCCUUUAGUAUGUUUUACUAAAAAUAUACAAAUAUAUAAAUGACACAUUUUAUUAACAUCAUCCUUGCACAUGUUGUGUUAUAAUAUAGGAAUACUGUUUGUAAAAGUUGUUUAAACAAUAUUAAAAGUUUUGAUUAAAUGGAACAUUUGAAUUUUAACUUUCUUUAGCUAUUAAAAGCAAAAAUAGUAGAAAAAUAUUGGCUUACAUUAAAAAGUGAUUAAGAUACUUUGUACAUAGAAAAUCUAAGUUAAAAACUUAGGAUUUCUCAUAGUAUAUAUAACUUAAUAACAUUAAAGUAAAAUGAAUGAAACAAUGGGAAAAUGUGUUAUUUGGAUCUAAAUUAGUAAGAAACAGGUGUUUUUUCCCAGAGUAGUGACUUUCAACUAACCUGUAAAAUACACAUUUUAAAUCAUGCUAUAUACAAAUCAAAAGAAAUUGAGAGUUGAUGUAAAAAAAA